AUGUCGGACAAAUAUAGUAACAUCAAAGUCUUCGCAAACCUAUUGGCGGAGAGGCUGCAGUUUUGGAAAUCGCUGUCACUCCUGACUUCCACUCUGCGUGACAACCACCUGAACUACAGAUGGGGAUACCCGGCCAAACUCCUGGUUUUAAACCAGGAAGCAAUGCAUGCUGUUACGGGCUUGGCUCCAAGCAUCCAAAAGUUGAAGCACUGGGGGAUCCCAAUACCGGAUACCUCGAUUGCCAG
Molecule: messenger RNA, 245 nt
Organism: Pelobates cultripes (western spadefoot toad)
Lineage: Eukaryota; Metazoa; Chordata; Amphibia; Anura; Pelobatidae
Source: the annotation of a GenBank genome assembly